CGCACUUCCGCGUCCGCUUUUAGUUAACAGCAUUUCGGGGGUCGGAGUGGAGGAGUGUGGGUUCCGUCGGGUUCUACGUGCCGGGUCCGCUCGGUGCCGGCAUCUUCGCCUUCCCUGGCGCGUCGUCAGCACCCGAGCCCCUACACUCCGUCCCAGUGGUGGCUGGUCCCUCCCUGACCUGGGGCUCGGGCGUGCGGGCCUCGCGGAAGCCGCCCGCGGUGGCUGCUCAGACUUCCAGACCCCUGGUCCAGACCCCAGCCCACGGAAGCGGGAUCCUCUUUCCCACCGUAAAGAAUUGGCGCAACAGCCUCUUGCACACGGUGCUGACGUUUCUGCGCUUGGGUUCCUCUCUUUCCCUGGGUGGAGAUCCAGGAGUGGUCUCGGUCGGCAUCACCCAUCGGAACACUAUUUUACUCCCAAUCCGCAGCCAGCAACCCAUGUCCCUCCUCUCCACAGGCAUCUUUCUCGGGGGCGUUAAUGUCAUGGUCCCUGUAAGAGCUUUUUAAGCUUCUAAGGUUCUUGCUUUUCCAAACGCAGAAGACAGUGUACGAAGCCAGGGGACAUCAGCCAUGCUCCAAACAACUUGGCCUCAGGUGAGGGACGUUGCAGCUGCUUCCAGGUGCCGGCAGUGAUGAACACAGCUGCUGUGAACUUGUGUCUGCAGGUCUUCGUGUGGACAUAAGUUUUCAGCUUGUUUGGGACGAUCACCAAGGAGCAGGACUGCUGGGUGACAUGGAGCCAGUGACCUUUGAGGAUGUGGCUGUGCACUUCACACAGAAUCAGUGGGUCAGCCUGGACUCUGCGCAGAGGGCCCUGUACCGGGAGGUGAUGCUGGAGACGUACGCAAAUGUGGUUGCCCUGGUUGCAUUUCCGGUCCCCAAACCUGCUCUGAUCUCCCAGCUGGAGAGAGGGGAAGCACCCUGGGGCCCGGACCCCUGGGCAGCAGAGGUGUGGAGUUGCAUCCGUCCAGGCGGUGAGUCCCGGAUCGAGGAUGACGAGCCAACAGUAAAGCAGGAACCCUCUGGAGAGACAGAGCAGGCCAGGCAGCCGGGAGGCGGACUUCCUAGAAAUAUUUCCGAGCCCCUUGAUUUUCAAAGCAAAGCCCCAUGGCAGACUUUCGGUCUGAACCCAAAUCCGAUCCUUCGAGGGGGCAUGAAGUUCUACCAGUGCAGCGUGUGUGGGAAACUCUUCAGGUACAAUUCGAAGCUCAUUCGGCAUCAGAUGAGUCACACGGGGGAGAAGCCCUUCAAGUGCAGGGAGUGCGGCAAAGCCUUCAAGUCCAGCUACGACUGCACUGUGCACGAGAAGAAUCACGCCGGGGCGGGGCCCUAUGAAUGCAAGCAGUGCGGCAAAGGUCUGAGUUCCAACACGGCCUUGACUCAGCACCAGCGGAUCCACACCGGGGAGAAGCCCUACGAGUGCAGGGAGUGCGGCAAGGCCUUCCGGAGGAGCGCGGCCUACCUGCAGCACCAGAGGCUGCACACUGGGGAGAAGCUCUACAAAUGCAAGGAGUGUUGGAAAGCCUUCGGCUGCAGGUCGCUCUUCCUUGUGCACCAGAGGAUCCACACCGGGGAGAAGCCCUACCAGUGUAAGGAGUGUGGCAAGGCCUUCACGCAGAAGGUGGCCUCCAUCCAGCAUCAGAGAGUUCACACCGGGGAGAAGCCCUACGGAUGCAAGGUGUGUGGGAAAGCCUUCAAGUGGUACGGCAGUUUCGUCCAGCAUCAGAAAUCACACCCCGAGGGGAAAAAGCCGGUCCCGGCGAGUCCCCAGUGCCCUGCUUCAGCCCCGUCACCGGGUCCCCUCCAGAGCCUCUGCCCAGCUCCCGCCAUGGCAGUGCCUUCACUGACCUUUCCUCGGGCUGUGCUGCUGCCUCCGUCUGGGCCUCUGUUCCUGCUGCUGCCCACGUCUGCGAUGCCUUCGCCACCUGUGCAGAUAGUACGCGUCUUCCAGAGCCCCCCUCCCCCCAGCAAGCCUUUCCCGGUUACCCUCAUCCCCUCUCAGCCCCCGUGAGCGGGAGCUUCACCUUGCCACACCUGCGGCUCUCACGCCCAGCACCUCUCCAACCUAAUUUGAGUUUCUAUUGUAAUUUUCUCCCUCACUUUACAUGUGUUUCAACUGCUUCAGCAUACACUUCAUUGUAAUCUAUAUAUUCAAAGACCGUGUUCAAACGUUUUCUUCGGGAAAUGGAAGUACUUGACCUUGGCAUUGGCCCCUCUCAGGCUUGAACAGUGAUAGCUGUAUCUGCACUGUGUGGGGCUGUAUCUGCAUUUAGAAGGGAUGUUAGAGAAGUUUGGGAGAGAACACACAGGCCAUGAGAACAGCCCGAGAAAAGGAGUAGAGGGUUAGGAUAAAUUUGCAACAGCAGACUUUAGAAAUUCAUGCAGGUUGUUUAGUGGCCUGAGAUGGUGUAUGGACGCCAUUGAAGUUCACUGCCCUCGCCCCAGACCCCUGAGGCCCUCACAGGUCUAUGCAGCAGCUUGGGUGCAGUAACCAGUGGGGGAGAAUAUGUACGGGUGCCAGCAAUCAUCCUACGGUUGGCAGUGAUCAUCUCUUGAAUUGUGCAGGUUUGUUCCUUAGUCUUGCUCUUUGUGUUGAGAUUUACUUUUUAACUUUAGUUUUCUAAGUAAAUACACACCAAGGCAUUCACUUUUGUUCCAUUCA
Messenger RNA from Artibeus jamaicensis (Jamaican fruit-eating bat), 2661 nucleotides. It is a transcript of the gene ZNF621, whose product is annotated as zinc finger protein 621. Gene Ontology annotation, molecular function: RNA polymerase II cis-regulatory region sequence-specific DNA binding; DNA-binding transcription activator activity, RNA polymerase II-specific. Lineage: Eukaryota; Metazoa; Chordata; Mammalia; Chiroptera; Phyllostomidae. The transcript is spliced from 6 exons. Gene Ontology annotation, biological process: regulation of transcription by RNA polymerase II. Bases 733 to 2010 code for a protein of 425 amino acids. Gene Ontology annotation, cellular component: nucleus. The record is from RefSeq and is a predicted model, not a curated record.